This is a messenger RNA of Anthostomella pinea, 558 nucleotides long. Lineage: Eukaryota; Fungi; Ascomycota; Sordariomycetes; Xylariales; Xylariaceae. The record is from the annotation of a GenBank genome assembly.
AUGUGCAUAAUAUACCCGCAUCUAUCCAUAUAUGGCCAGCCACAUUGCGAGACCGUGCUCGGCCAGAAACACAGGAACCGCUAUUGUCGCGAAGCCCUGGAUGCCCGACGACUAGGGCAUUGUAGCACCGGUGUCCAGGUGGCCGAGGAGAUCCGCAAUCGCGAGACCGCGAAAUGCGCCGAAUGCAAGUCGUCAUCGCAUCUCCAGGAUCGACCGGAAAAGCACAAUCAUGGCCUUUCCAGCACCGAAGCCCCCGUCAGCACGACCCGGAACAAGAGGAAGGCAAAGAAAGUGCUAGAGCAUGCGUUCGAGAAGCCCCUUGAGAUGAAGCGAUCACGGAAUAUUGUCAAGCAGGAUGAGGUGGAAGAUCCUUCCGAGGACAUUAGUUUCGCUGUUCAGAGUCCGCCGAAAAAGUCAAGGGCGGGAAAACCCCAAGAGUUGGGUGUUAUGCUUGGACUCGGUCUUCGGCAACCACGUCAAUUCAGCAGACCUAGUAUUGACUCCUUGAUGGAAGGACAGACUGCAACACAGUCUAUCCUGCAUCCUUACUGGCUUUGA